AUGGAGGAAAUGUCUCGGAAAUCAAUGGAACAACCGGCGAAGUCUCGUAGAAGGGGCGGCCAGGGAUCAAACGACACCCAGGUUACCGAAUCGACGCUUGCCAUGUCCCGAAGCAUUACCGAAGAGCCUGGACGAUUGUCAAUUAACUCACUUCGCGGCUGGAACCCGCAGCCCAGCGACUCUCAGCGCUCGUCAGUGAUUGAUCCCCGAUUUUCAGAAUCAUCUCGGUCAGACCAGAGCUACAGUGACCAAACAUUUACCCGAAGCGUUUCCCCUCGUGAUGGUCAGAGUGCCACUACCGCAAAGCGUUUCCGUAUUCCACGCCUAACCCGAACCCGCAGCCCUCUCUUUCCAUUACCCCCCAAAGUCUCGCACCCGGCUGUAUGUGUGGACAAUGGACCAAAGUUUCCCCCAGUAGAUACUCCACAAUCUGAGAAUUCAGAUGGCUAUGACCAAGUUACAGCACUACCCUCGCCAUCUCGGUCCCCCGUGGGACUCGCUGCUUCCACUGUAUCACCGCUAUUUCGAAAUGAUUCGACAAAUUCCGCUAGCUCAGUUCGAUCCAAUCCCUCUUUUAAGAACCGAGGACGGUCGUCUACCAUGGGAUCGCUAGCCGAGAACCAAGACGACUUGUCCAUACCCCCGUAUUUGGCAUCUUCGGCGCGCACCUCCACUUCGACCAGUGGCCGCAAGAGUUUCGGUGACAUGUUCAAUAUCACGCAGCGUUUGAGGCAAAACUCGUCCCCACCCUUUCCUCGUCACGGUUCGCCCACCAUAGGUGGCGCCUCAACCCCCGUCUUAAGGCAAGAGCUACCACCGAUCCCAAAGCGGGAAGAAAACGACACACCCACGUCAUAUUUGACUCGUUUGGAAGAAGCUUUGCCCCGUGGUAUGAUUGCCUGUGUUCUCGCUCAGUCAGAUGAGGAAUUCUAUAAGAUCUGUCUCCGAAAACAUAUGAGAACUUUCUCGUACUUCGGCGACCCACUGGACAUGGCAAUCCGCAAGCUUUUGAUGGAAGUCGAGCUCCCGAAAGAAACACAGCAGAUUGAUCGUUUCGUGCAAGCAUUUGCUGACCGUUAUCAUGAAUGCAACCCAGGCAUCUUCACAGCUCCUGAUAACGCAUAUUUUAUUGCAUUCUCCCUUUUGAUUCUUCACACCGAUGUCUUCAAUAAGAACAACAAACGCAAGAUGCAGAAGGCGGACUAUGUCAAAAUCAGUCGCAGCGAGGGAAUCUCGGAGGACGUUCUUGAGUGUUUCUAUGAGAAUAUCUCAUACACACCGUUCAUUCGCGUCGAAGACGCCAAUAUGCCUGAUCGUCAUUUGGCGAAACCACGUCGCACUCUAUUCAAAAGCACUAGCUCCGAAAAUUUGGCCCGCAUUGCACGGGAGCCUGUCGAUCCCUAUUCUCUUAUUCUGGAAGGGAAAUUAGAAUCUCUGCGCCCCAGCCUGAAGGAUGUCAUGGACCUGGAAGAUACAUACAAUCAUUUUGGGUCUGCUGGGCCACCGGACAUCGAUGCUCUUCACCAGGACUUCAAAAAGUCUGGAAUCUUGCAAAUCAUCUCUCUGCGUUCUCGCCCUGACGCAUUCAUGCCGGCUAGCUUGGAUAAUCCACAAGACUCGAAUCCCGGCCUGGUAGAUAUUAAAGUCGCCAAGGUCGGCUUGCUUUGGCGGAAAGACCCGAAGAAAAAGAAAGCCCGGUCGCCCUGGCAGGAAUGGGGUGCGAUUCUUACAUUCUCCCAACUUUACUUCUUCCGCAAUGUGAACUGGGUGCGCUCACUCAUGGCCCAGCAUGAUUCUUUUGUCAAGAAUGACCGUCGGGGGACUCUUAUUUUCAGGCCACCCCUUGCUGAAUUUAAGCCGGACAACAUUUUGUCUACUGGUGAAACAGUUGCCCUCCUAGACUCAAGUUACAAAAAGCAUAAACACGCCUUCAUCUUUGUUCGACACAACGCCUUGGAGGAGACAUUCCUUGCUAGCUCUGAACCUGAUAUGAAUGACUGGCUUGCACACCUCAACUAUGCUGCAGCCUUCAGGACCACUGGUGUGCGCACCAAGGGCAUGAUUGCCACGAAUUAUGAGGGACAACGUUACCGCAAGAACCAACGAUUAAAUUCGGUGUCCUCACAAAAGUCCCACCAGUCGACUGAAAUAGAGCCCCCUUCUCCCAGCAUCGAUACCGACAUUGUUGCCGAAUUUGUUGCGGCGCGACGAAAAUUGAUGGGCCACAAGAUUUGGGAGAGAAAUGAAAAACUCGCUGUAUCACAAAAACAACUGGAUGAUCUUUUACAAAAUGCUCGACACUUGCAACUGCUUACUCCUCUACACGCUCGGGCCCGCGAGGGCGUCAUCACGGCUGCAGGCCGCCUGUCUGCCAAGAUCAAAUGGGUGAGACAGGAUAUCUGGCGUAGCAAAUGUUACCGCCAGGUUCUCAUGCGAGACCUGGAAGAAGAUGAAGAGGCAGUUGAAAGCCGGGUCGGAUCGGUUGCUGAACCGACACCAUCGCAAUCAGACGGAGCACGCCUGGCCUCUCUUUCCGGGCCGUCUAUAAUAUCGGAGCCUAUCAUAGAAGGAUCCAGUAGUGUUGUGCAUACCAUAUCUAGCGCCGAUACCGUUGAGCCUAAUAUUGCCCAAACUGAGCCACCCUCGGAGGCUGGACUGCUGGCUAAACCCUUGAAUGUUGAACUGCGUCGUCCCAGCAUCCCAGGAUCUGUCACUUCGGCUGACAUUGCUCGUGUCGGUCGUCGGCGCUCCGCUGUGACCAUUCCCAAACGUGCCAAGUCAUACUCACCCGAUCCUACAACCACUAAACUCGAGCGUGAAUCCUCGGUCCUCAGCCGGUGGGAUGGAGCUAGUCUGGCAUCUCGUACGUCGAAACUGACAUUACCUGUGAGCUUCGACGAUGGCGAGGAGCGUGUCCUAAGGGAAGCUGGUUUACUAGAGCUGCCGGCCUCCCCGUUGACACACAAGGAUGAAGGGAUCGCCCCCGACACACUUCCCGGCAAAAACACCGAGGGCGAGACAAAUGCAAACGAUAAGAGCAAUAGAUCGAGUCGCGUCCGUCGCAGCUUUCAUCGCUCCCUCCGUGACUCGCAUGCUCAUCGAAACUACACUCAUUCGAAGAAGAAACGAGGCUCAAUUUCUAGCAAUGGGCAGGAGGAGGACGAUCAACUUUCCGGCGAGGGAGAUGUCCUUCCUCGGAAAGCCCCUAGUUUCACCGUGCAUGGCAAGAAAGCAUCCAUCGUCACAUUUGGGUCUGAAUGGCAGAACAUGCCCCCGGAAGAGCGACUCAAACUCCGCAAGCCCACCCCCCAUGAAGAGCCACGGGCGUCGGAUCUUGCUAUACUGGACAGCGGCGAGUUGAUCACGACCGACCGCAGUCCGGAACGUCCUCACUCGGCUCGUAGAACGAGCGCCACUACUGGUCUAAGUGUGCGCACCAGCGAUGAUCUGGCAGAGUUCAAGGAUGCGCAUGAAGAGCAGCCGGAAGAGGAUAUCGGGAGCCCAGCUUCCCCAGUGAUCACCUCACCCCCGACGCUAGGUGUAAAUCCUCUAGACACCGCCCAUACUCCUCACUCCCCUUCGUCCACAGUAUACGGCCAUCUUUCCGCACCAAUAAGCAACGGUUCCCCCUCCCCCUCCUCUACGUCUAUCAAUGAGCGAAUCGCCGAUACGCCAUCCAGCGAAAACCUACGCGAGCAGGCCGUGGGCGCUUGA
This is a messenger RNA of Penicillium digitatum Pd1, 3714 nucleotides long. The record is from RefSeq and is a predicted model, not a curated record. Lineage: Eukaryota; Fungi; Ascomycota; Eurotiomycetes; Eurotiales; Aspergillaceae.